Molecule: messenger RNA, 1357 nt
Organism: Bombina bombina (fire-bellied toad)
Lineage: Eukaryota; Metazoa; Chordata; Amphibia; Anura; Bombinatoridae
Product: plexin-B2
Exons: 3
Coding region: 5-1357 (450 amino acids)
Biological process (GO): positive regulation of axonogenesis; semaphorin-plexin signaling pathway involved in axon guidance; negative regulation of cell adhesion
Cellular component (GO): semaphorin receptor complex
Molecular function (GO): semaphorin receptor activity; protein binding
Source: RefSeq, a predicted model, not a curated record
CAACAUGGCUGCAUGGAUUCAAGCACUGAGCAUUUUGAACUUUUUUAUAUUAUCAUCAAAAGCAGAGACAUUCCAGUAUUUUCAGAGUGACACUGAACUAAAUCAACAAACAAUAAACCCUGAAAAUGGCAUAGUUUAUGUAGGAGCCAUUAACCGUUUAUAUCAACUUUCUGCAGAUCUUGGAUUGCAAGUUAAUGUGUCGACAGGUCCAAGAUUAGAUUUAAAAACGUGUACUCCUCCUAUUGAUAUCUCUCAGUGUUCCCAUGCAACGCUAACAGACAAUUAUAAUAAACUACUUUUGCUAGAUGGGCCAAAUGAUCGGAUUGUUGUAUGUGGAAGCAUCUUUAAAGGAAUAUGUUCUCUGAGGAAAGCAGUGAAUAUUUCAGCAGAAAUAUCUUAUGAUGAUAGCAAAGGUGAGAAAUCAUUUGUUGCAAGCAACGAUGAAAAUAUUUCAACUGUUGGUUUGGUGACCAACUUGACAGUCGUAAAGAUGUCUGAAACAUUGCGGGUCUUAUUUGUUGGUAAAGGCAAUGGGCAGUCAGACAAUGGAAUUAUCAUUAGCACUAGACUUCUAGAUGAAUAUGGUGAUCGGGGACCCUUUGAGACAUAUGUAGAUUCUACAGCAUUCAAGUCUGCUGCAUUAUCGUUCACUUUUCAGCAGUUUGUCACAGCGUUUGAGGAUGAUCGAUACGUUUUUUUUAUAUCUACCCGCUUGGAGAAAAGUACAGGUAGAAAUAAGACGUUAAUUUCCAGGAUGUGUAAAUAUGAUCCUAACUAUUAUUCCUACAUUGAGAUGGACCUUGAAUGUAAAGACAAUCAGCAUGAUUACAAUUUCUGCCAUUCGUUUUUUAUCACCACCCCUGGAGAGGAGUUAGCACGUGUCAUGAACAAGUCACCUGAAGAAGGGAAAUUUCUAUUUGGAGUUUACAGCAAAAAUGGGAAAGAAUCUGUUUCAGAGAGAUCUGCUCUCUGUGUAUUUUCAUUGAAAGAUAUAAAUGCUAAAUUUGAAUAUAAUCGUGAAGCAUGUUAUACCAGUAAGGAGAGUACUGUGAUGAAGAAUGGGAUAAAGAUUUUUUACAAACCGUAUGGUGCUGAUAUACAGUGUGGAGGACUUGCAAAGGAUGCUGUUAUCAACUACCCAUGUGGCCAGGAACACUUACCGUACCCCCUGGAGAGCAGAGACGGUGUAGUCACAUCACCAGUGCUAGUGCUUGAGAAAAACACAUUUACAACAGUUGCUGUAGCUGUUGAAGAGGAACAUACCAUUGCAUUCUUGGGUACUAAUGACGGAAAACUUGUAAAGUCAUCUUUGUCUCCAGUAAUCAAGGAAAAUGUGUCCAUUUUUAGCCCAAGAUGA